CAUGGCGCACUGCGAAGAUUUUAAUAUAAUUAUAAUACAGCUGGAGUAGCUAGCUAUAGCUAGCUGUGUACUGAGCAUGAGCUGAGCUUGAGGUCGAUACGUCCUUAAUUGGUACAUGGUAUACAUGGUGUAUAUAGCUAUACAUGUACAUGUAUCUACUAGUUUCAUGAAAGGCAUCAACUUCACUAUUCUCUGAAAAUGACACACCUAAUCAGCAAUGAUGGCUACACUUCUGUGGUCAAGAUUGAACCCACCCCCUGCAUGAUGCCACACCCCCAAACUCAUGGACCCCCUGUGGAGACGUACACGUACACCCCAACACACCAUUGGCCCACUACUCAUCAAUUACCAGCAACUCCAAACGAAUAUCCAUUGGUUCCAAAUGUUCCUCAACAAACUCAGCCGUAUUCCACACUACGAAUCAAAACAGAACCUACUGAUUUUUCGGUUGUGUCUCAAUUAAGACCGCGAACAAGUAGCUUCUACAUACCCGCUGUGAAAUCCAAACUCUCCACACCUCUCCUAGAUGGUCGCCUCCCAUCAGCUUUGUGGGAGCCCAGUAUGGAAGAGAGAAAAAUGAGCAAGAGUGCACUAAAAGUGAAACGAAAAGUGAAACGAAGUGUAGAGAGUAAAGUGCUCAGACGAAAUGCCAGAAAAGCUAGGUACAGGCAGGAACAAUUACUACAACCACAAGAAGAUCGUAGAUUAAACAGUAAAGUGAGCGGGCUAUGCUCAUAUUACAGGAACGAUCCCUAUAGUAUUUUGCAAAUUAUUCUGGAUCAUUAUACUCAUGAGAAAAUCAUCGAAAUCUACGUGGCCGUGGUUCCGACUUCUAAUAUGAAAAGUUACGUAAAGCUAUUGGUUAGGAAUGGACUGUUGAAAUUCAACCUAACCAUUCCUAGCGCUAUGGAACCGGGUGCGUCAGGUACCAGUGGUCCAUCACAUACUCCUCAAAUACCAGUGACUCAAAACGAAUAUCCACCAGUUCCGAAUGCUCUCCAACAAACUCAGCCGUUAUCCACAUCACAAAUCAAAACAGAACCCGUGGAGGCUUCGGUCACACUGCAAAGAGCUACUGAUCCUCACACCCUCACACCUUCACAACUGCCCACUCACACCCUGCCCACGACUAGCUUCUUCACACCUGCUGUGAAAUCCGAACUCUCCACACCUCUCCUAGACAGAAGCCUCCCACCAGCUUCGUGGGAGCCCAUUAUGGAAGAGGAAAAAAUGACCAAGAGUGCAAAAAGAAAGGCGAAACGGAGACUAAAGUUGGAGCAGGAAGACGAAUGGCUUCAAAAAACACAAGAAGCUCGUGAUUUAAUCAAGAAAAAAUUACUAAAACAACAAGAAACUAGUAAAUUAAAGGUGAAAGUAGUAAAUCUAUGCUCACAGAACAAGGACAAUCCUCACAAGAUUUUGCAAAUUUUUCUGGAACAUUAUACUCACGAGAAAAUCUUAUUUUACUUGACUAUCAAGUGUAAAAUGAGACCAUACAUACAGCUUUUGAUUGAAAAAGGACUGUUAGCGUUACACCUGACCAUUCCUAGCGCUAUAGACACCAAUCAACCGGGACCAUCAGAUACGAGUGUUCCUCCUGUCACUCGAUCACAUGGAUGGAGCACUAAUCAACCGGGACCAUCAAGUACGAGUAUUCCUGUCACUCGAUCCCAUGGAUGGAGUGGGAAUGAUGCACAAGAGAGCAGCUGCAAUGUUGUGAAGAUAGAGUUUCCAUUAGCAGAACGUUAUGAGCUUUGAAGUAGAUUCAUGGUGUCAGCAAUCGCUCGUUUAUGAAACAGCCAGAAAUAAUUAUGACGAAACUAACUAUUAAAUGCAGUGUUGUAGAUUCAAACUUAGAACAUUAUGUUUAUUAAAGAAGUGUGCAAGAAACUAACUCUGUAUUUAUGCUUACGUAUAACAAGACUAAACAACGUGACAUUGGGACUG
Molecule: messenger RNA, 1947 nt
Organism: Halichondria panicea
Lineage: Eukaryota; Metazoa; Porifera; Demospongiae; Suberitida; Halichondriidae
Exons: 2
Coding region: 199-1758 (519 amino acids)
Source: RefSeq, a predicted model, not a curated record